Molecule: messenger RNA, 1954 nt
Organism: Thrips palmi
Lineage: Eukaryota; Metazoa; Arthropoda; Insecta; Thysanoptera; Thripidae
Product: cytochrome P450 4C1-like
Exons: 8
Coding region: 339-1913 (524 amino acids)
Molecular function (GO): iron ion binding; heme binding; oxidoreductase activity, acting on paired donors, with incorporation or reduction of molecular oxygen
Source: RefSeq, a predicted model, not a curated record
CAGACCAGGCGGGCUGUGCGUCGCCGCCUCGCCAAGUCGCCGCGUCGCCCCGCCGAGCGUCCCGCCGAGCGUCCCGCAGGCUCCGGGAGUCUGAGGCAAUCUGACGCAGUCUGACGCAGUCUGACGCAGUGACGCAGUCCGAGCCCAGGGCCCGCUCGGCCAUCGACCGCCCCAAUCGUCUGCAAAUCGAAAACAUGAUCCAGUAAAUCGUCAGCGGCCGCGUGAAGGCGUUGCGGGGCACUUGCGCUGGAACGUUAAGGUGGUGACCCCAGGCCCGCGAAUUCACGUACUCGCGCUCGGUUUUCCCUGACUGGGCGUUGCAGGGCACACGGGUCAACAUGAGGGGCUUCAUGGUGGCGCUCGAGCUGGGCGCGUUCUUGGUGAUGUCGCUGCUGGUGGCCAAGUGCCUGCUGUGGCUGCUGUCCACUGUCCGCGACGUGCUGCUGCAGUUGUGGGCGACGCGCGACAUGCCGGGGCCGCCGUCGUACCCGCUGGUCGGGAGCUUCCUGGCGGUGGCCGGACCCCAGGAGGAGCUGUACGACAAGCUGGUGGCCCUCCGCGCUGAGCACGGCCCCACCGUCAAGCUGUGGCUCGGCCCCGUGCUCGUCGUCAUUGUGUCCCGCCCGGACGACCUCGAGCUGGUGUUCACGGACGCGCGCCUGGCGGACAAGCCCUGGCUCAUGUACGCCAGCUCGAUGGAGCCGUGCCUGGGCGCGGGGCUCAUCACCAUGAACGGCGAGGACUACCGCCGCCACCGCCGCCUCAUCGCGCCGUCUUUCGCGCAGAACGUGCUGCACAGCUUCGCGCCCAGCUUCAACGCCAACGCGCACCGCCUCGUGGACCGCCUGGACGAGCUCGCCGAGUCAGGCGAGGUGUUCGACGCGUCGCCGCUCUGCCGCAUGUGCACGUCGUACACGGUGUGCGAGACGGUGCUGUCGGCGGACUCGUCCCGGCUGGAGAGCGACCGGCAGGCCGUGGUGCGCGCCGUCUACCAGGGCGUCACGCUCAUGUUCCACCGCGGCAUCCGGCCCUGGUACCGCUUCGACACCCUCUUCAAGCUCUCCAGGCACUACAACGACUACCAGGAAAUGGUGCGGAUCGCGAACACCUUCGUGUCCAACGUGCUGGACCUCAAGAUGCGGCAGAAAGAGGAGCAGGAGCAGGAACGGGAGGUUGGGCGGCAGGGAGACGACGAGGACCUCGGCAAGGCCAAGCCCCGCGCCUUCCUCGACCACCUGCUGUCCUCGGAGGAGGGGCAGACCCUGAGCAAGGAGGAGCUGUCGGGCGAGCUCAAACACUUGGUGGCCGCCGCCAACUCCACCACCUCAGACACGCUCUCGUUCUUCUUGUACUGCGUCGCCAUCAGACAGGACAUCCAGGACAGGAUCCUGGAGGAGCUGGACUCCGUGUUCGAAGGCGACCGCGAGCGCGAGGUGACGCUGGCGGACCUGCCGCAGCUCAAGUACCUGGAGCGCGUCUUCAAGGAGACCCUGCGCCUCUUCGCCCCGGCGCCGCUCUACGCCCGACAGCCGUCCAGCGACGUGAAGCUACCAUCCGGCCACACGCUGCCCAAGGGCUGCGUCGUGCUGGUGUCGCCGCACUUCACGCACAGGGACCCCGCCGUGUGGGCCGACCCCGAGGACUUCGACCCGGACCGCUUCCUGCCCGAGAACUCGCGCGGCCGCCACCCGCACUCCUUCAUCCCGUUCAGCGCGGGGACGCGCAGCUGCAUCGGCCAGCGGUUCGUCAUGAUGUUCCUCAAGACGGCGGCCGCCACGCUGCUGCGCCGCUUCCACGUGCGCACGGCCGAGGACGGGCCGCGGCGCGUGUGCGACAUCAAGCCCAUCUUCAGCCUCACGCUGCACGUCAAGGGCGGCACGCGCAUCCGCGUGCGCCGCCGGGCGCCGGCCUAAUAGCCUUAUCUCCUAUUUUAAUUAAAUCUACUGCCAAGUCA